AAAAAAAAACCUCUAUAGCAAUACACUCCAAACUGAGCAAGUUCAGAGUGUCUCCACACAAUAUGUCUCAUCAGGAGAUAAGAGGGGGACACUGGAAGAAGGGGAGGAUCAGUGAAGUCAGUAUCAAACAGCCUUUUUACACAAUGCAGAGGAUUAACCCCUUAGGUUCCACAGUGAGUAUAACAAGCAUGCUUUACUGCAUAUACAGACUGAUUUUACUGUUGUGGGUUUAGUAACAGCUUAAGGCAUGGAGGGGCAUUUGGAGGCAGAAAAAAAAAAAGUUCA
Messenger RNA from Staurois parvus, 285 nucleotides. NCBI's taxonomy places the organism in Eukaryota, Metazoa, Chordata, Amphibia, Anura, Ranidae. The record is from the annotation of a GenBank genome assembly.